This is a messenger RNA of Apiotrichum porosum, 2868 nucleotides long. RefSeq lists its product as uncharacterized. The transcript is spliced from 7 exons. Gene Ontology annotation, molecular function: protein binding. NCBI's taxonomy places the organism in Eukaryota, Fungi, Basidiomycota, Tremellomycetes, Trichosporonales, Trichosporonaceae. The record is from RefSeq and is a predicted model, not a curated record. Gene Ontology annotation, cellular component: cytoplasm. Gene Ontology annotation, biological process: response to starvation; autophagy. The coding region runs from base 1 to 2868 and encodes 955 amino acids.
AUGUCCUCGUCCGACAAUGCGGAACAUGCAUCGACCACGACCAAGGCGGCGGCCAUCCGAAGGACCGGUAUGGCCUUCCCCGUCGACGACACACCAUCGUCCAUCCUCACCCCGCUCUUGAACAUGAGCAUGGGCGGCAUCUCGAGUCUCAAGGGGUUCCUCCCGAUCUCGUCACCAAGGCGCAAGCCGCGGCCACUGGCCCUUGAUGACCCGUGCGCCGUGUGGCAGGAUGGCGACCUCGGUUCCGGCCGCCGACGUCUUCUGCUCCUCACGUCCCCUAGCCAUGCACUGCAGGUCUUUGCAUUCACGCCCGGCACCAUCCCGGACGACCCGCACGUCCCCGAGACGUUCCCGCCGCCGGUGGAGGUCGCCUCCAUCCCCGAGCUCCGGUACGACGACGCCGUCGAGCGGUCUGCGCUCCCGUCCACCUCGGUGAGCAGGAAGGCCAUCAAGGACGAACGCACGUUAUCGGCUCGUCUACUCGAUAAGGCGUUGUGGGGGCAGCACGGCCCAGUUGUGGCCCUGACUGUCGUCGCUGGUUCUGGCUCAAGUGGCCGCACACCAAACGGGCAACUCGCACUCGUCCUCGUCAGCCUGGACACUGGCAAGGUGUUCCGCCGUCUCGAGCUUGGCUCCGGCGCCGCUGCGCAGGUCUCGUCCUCAUCACGAGCUAUCAUUGUCACCACCUCACACCCGUCCCCAUCCAUUCACGUGUUCGACCGUAACCUCAACCUCAUUUCUAACCCCAUCACCGACAUUCCUGCUAACCCACGUACCCAUCUCCCCGUGGCGAGCGUCUCUGGACGCCUCCUGGCAUUCACGACGCGCGAGGCGGCCGCCACACCGGGCGCAGACGGUCUCGGCUCCAUCUUUGCUGCCUCAUCCACCAGGUUUCGUGCCUCAAGCGCCGGGUCCGCUCACUCUCCCCCACCGCAGUCUGCUCAGAACGCGCUGCUGACAUCGGCCGUCGAGAUUGGCGGCGGUGUCGCUCGUGGUGUGUGGGCAGGGCUCAAGAUGGGUGCUCGAGCAGCAGGCGAUCGCCUCGCGCAGAGCGCUCCUAGUGAGAGCGCCGACUCGCUUCCGCGUAACGAGUUUGAGGCAGAGGAAGGAGGUCCCGAGAGCCGGUCAGUUGAGGAGCCUCUUACUGUUGAGAGCAUUCCUCCUCCCGGCGGUAUCUGGGUCAAGAUCAUCGACCUGUUCGCCCGCUCAGAGGAGCAGCCAGUGCUUAUCGCCCACUUCCGACUGCCACCCUCACGUACUUUGGUCUCGCCACUCCCCAACGGCCAGCACCCACGCGCAGCGGCCGUCCCUCGCGAGCACCCCAUCACCUUCAUCUCAUUCUCGCCCGAGGGUUCACGGCUGUUCGCCGCUGCCGCUGACGGCCGCGACUUUCACAUCCUCGACGUCCGACCCGAUGGCGUCAUGUUCAGCAAACGCGGCCCAGUCAAGGGCGACGUGUGGGAUGCCUAUGUGCUUCGUCGCGGUAACACCACAGCCGACGUGUGUGCUGUGGAGUGGUCGCAGGAUGAACGCUGGAUCUCGGUCGGAACUGGCAAGGGCACUGUUCACGUUUUUCCCAUCUCACCCGCCGGUGGAAAGCCCUCGGCAACGAGCCACGUCCCUGUCAAGUUCCCCAACCCGGAGCAGAUGACGCCUCUCUCGGUUGACGUUGCCCCGUUCGCCCGUCUCCGCCCUCAACGAAACCCGUCAUCGGAUGACUUGGCUGGCAAGGCCGAAGAAGCCCUCCCCGCAUAUGCUGUUGCGUCCUUUGGUGCGUCUCGCCGGCACCCGACCGUCAAGGGCACCCUUUGCCAAGACGUGGUCAUCUACCGCCCUGGCACUGGUCAGAUGGAGCUCGCUCGCCUCACGGUUCACGCUGCUACCCCGCCUACUACUGCUACGCCCGCCUCGCAGACUACCCCGUCCGGUCGUCGCCGCGCGAGCAACUUGACCGAGAUGAUGCGCGAAAAGGCCGGCCUCCGCCCUGACAGCGACCUUGCAGUCGAGCAGGCCCUCAAGGCUCGCUGGGCAUUGCCUCUGGAACCCCAGCACGGCGUCACGGCCAAGCCCGUGGCACCCAAGCCAGCACCCGCCCAGUCCCAGCCCGUUCGCAGCCUCUACCACGCCGAGAUUAGGACACACAGCUCGAAUCCACGUAUCCUGCCUGCCUCAAUCUACCUGUCGAGGCAGAUCGAGUUCUUUGCGGCCACGCCGACAGACGACUUUUCGCCCCUCUCUGUCCUCGACAAGCUCGCUCGUACUGGCCGCCUCGUGUUCCGCCCCGAGGUCGAGGUACGCCCCACUGCCGACGCCCGGUCGUUUGACGAACCCCUCAACUCGGCUCUGCACUCGGUCAUCCAGUCGGGCUUUGCGACCCAGAUCCCCCAGCUGCCGAACGGGUCGCCGCUGAACCCGUCCCGCUGGCCGACGGUGCCCAUCUGGAACGUGGCUGCCAACCUCGGCGAGGGCGUGGACAGGGUACGACGUGAAGUGGCGCGCGCACAGCACUCGCGUCUGCGUCGCCGGAAGAGCAACACGGCGGGGGACGGCGGGCUGAGCUUUGAGGACGACACGGUGUUCGCCCCACGUCCAGCGACGGACGAGAGCGACGAGCUCGAGUCGUCCCCCAGCUCGCUCCUGCCCACGAACACGGACAGCUCGAACGCCGACGACGACGACGAGUGGGGCGACAAGUGGGAGGACGAGUACCGCAAAGCCGUCGAGGACGACGGGCCCGACGACCUGGUCCUGGGUCUGCUGGACGAGGAGGAAGACGAACGGCGUAAGUGGGAGGAGCGGCAGAAGGUGUUGGCGACAGAGUAUCAGAAAUCGGAGACCAAGCAGCACAGCAGCAACAACAAAACAUAA